GAUAGGAAUGCGGGAGUUUUCUCGCCUUGCGCCGCGACUUACCUCCCCCUCUCCGUAACUUUUUUGUUGUUGUCCACCUCCCCCCUCCUCCUCUGUGUAUCUAUCUGCUUGUGGCGAUGGAUCUAGCUGCGGAAGAUACGAUCACAUGGUUAGUUCAUUUUGCACCCUUUGUCAAAUUGGAUGGUUAAUUGAGCCAGGUGUUCUUGACUGUUGACUGCUUAGUCAAGCGGAACAUAUACAAACAGAUGUAAAUAAUGCUAACUGGAUAGUUGACAAGUGAACCAGCCCAAACAGAUAGUUACCUUGAACUAAUAGAACCUUGUUUCCAUUUGGGAGGACUUUUUUUUUAAAUUGACGUUUUGUUCAUUAUUUCAAGGAGUUCUCUGGAUGCUUUACUUUUCAAUAGAGGGAGUUCAAUAGAAGUCAAAUUAUCAGAGCUUUACUAUGGUACCUUGUGUACAGUACAACGAUCAAGUGACUUCUUAAUUUCUUGUAUCCACUAGAAGCUGUUGGACAGAAAGCCAACAACUAUCUUGAAUCUUACAGUUUAGAAACAUGUAUAUAGAUAAAUGAACAACUGUAUCUGAAGAUCUACAGAUGAAUGGCACUAUCGAAAGAUCACGGAUAAGGUUUUGUUUAAUUGAAGACUUAAAGAUUGAAUGAGUAAAAGAAAACUGAAAUCUUCUCUUGAGGUGUAAAGAAGGAGUCUGUCGAUAUCAGAGGCACUGCAGGUGUGAGGUAUUUGACGCUUCAGUUUCAUAUCAAGUUGUUGGUGAGGAGGUAAUAGAUAAUGUCGUAAUAGUGAGGAGGUAAUAGCUAAUGUCGUAAUAGUGAGGAGAUACGUUCAGCAGUAAAUACAAUGCAACAUCUGAUGUACAAGACACGAAAUGAAAUGAAUGGAAGAUGUCUUCAUAGUUUCAAGUAAUACACUAGCAGCAUUCACCAACCUUUCUAAUAGACAGCUCAGCUUUAGCCCGUUCAUUGUAGGUCAAAUGGAGCAAAACCUUCGCUGCAGAAAUUAUGAUGAUUUUACAAUGAUAAUGAUUUACGUGUGGAAGACUUAGGUCCGUGAUUUGGGAGCACAUUAAUGAUGUUGACACUGUGAGCUUUUUGUCGGAGAGAAUUUUGUCGACAAUAGUAAGCGGGAACGCUUCAGUUUGUGUCUCGCUGCCGGGAACAUGAGCGACAACGUGACGCUUAGCAGUGAGGAGGAAGAGCUGACCAGGACGGAAAUACCAUUCAUAGUCCUGUACGUUUUGAUGUGCGUGAUAGCAGUGUUGGGAAAUUCGCUGACCGUCUACGUGGUAUUGUCCAGGCGGCGGAUGAGGAACGUUACCAACUACUUCAUCGCCAGCUUGGCUGUCAGCGACGUCCUCAUGGCCUUGAUCUGCAUCCCUUUUACUUUCGUGGCCAACAUAAUCCUCAACUGGUGGCCCUUUGGCUCCAUAAUGUGCUCUGUAGUAACCUACCUCCAAGCGGCCAUUGUGUUUCAGAAUGCUUACACUCUGCUAGCCAUGAGCAUGGAGCGGUACAUCGCCAUCAUGCACCCUUUCAUGCGCCGACUUGGAAAACGUAGAUGCCUUCAGCUGGUUGCACUGUGCUGGGUCCUGGCCUUUCUGACCCCGAUCCCCACGGCGAUCACGUCCAGACUUGCUCCGCCGGAGAACUACACUGACCCCGACAAACCAGUGUGCCUAGAAGAUUGGGAGUCCAAACAAAAACAGUUCACGUACUCGCUGACUAUCAUGAUCCUGCAGUACUUCGUUCCGCUGGCUGUGCUGAUCUACACCUACGCGCAGAUAGUUCGGGUCAUUUGGCUGAAGGAUAUGCCGACUCCAGCUGAGCUCAUCCAACAGAACGGGAAGGAAGAUGAUCGAAUCAAUCGACACAACAGAGAGCCAGACCCAAGAAAAAAGGUGAUAAAAAUGAUGAUUACUGUUGUUGGCAUCUACGGGUUCUGCUGGCUACCCCUGCACCUAAUCACCAUAGCAACGGAUGUCCACGAAGAGUUGUGGGACCUGUCGUACACCAGAGUUCUCUGGAUCAGCGCCCACUUCCUGGCCAUGAGCAACUGCGUUUACAAUCCUUUCAUUUACUGGUGGAUGAACCCCAAGUUUCGCGAGGGCUACGUCUCAAUAUUCAAGCGCUUUCGCGCGUUCCUGUGCUUUUGCUGUCUGCACAACCGCGGCCGGAACACGUCCUUGACCUCACUGAACGGCAGGAGGUAUUUUACCAAGUACGGUAACGGGUCCGGAAACAACCUGUCGCUAAGCAGGUUCGCCAGCAACACGCAGAUGAUGGAAUGCACGGGGGUGUUUCUGGACGACACCCGCAAGUGCGACUCCCUGAUGCUGUCGGAGCACAUGAAGAUCGCAGACAGGCAGGCGGAGUUCUCUCCGAAGCUCAGUAAGAUCUCCGAGGUGACAGAAAAUGGACUCAGCUACUACAGCGGAAAGCCGGCGUGCAACAACAAAGAGGACUUUGACGAUAAGUGCUGCCGUACUUAAGGCUAGCUUGUCAGCAUGCCCUUCACCUUGGCAACACAUGUUGUCCUGAAAUCAGUGCCAAUCUUAAGCGACAGUCGUCAUGGCUUCUGGAGCCACACUUAACUACUAGCCCUUAGUGGAAUCAAACAGAUAUGUUUCUGUUAAACGAAAAUAACUUAUAGUUCAAUGAAAAGCGUUCUAAAGAAGCUGGAUUAAAGAACUGAAAGGCCUUUCUAUUGGCUCAAGGCUCAAGUCUACCGAAAGAAACUCUCUUGGUGCUCAAAUGCUGACAAUAAAUGAUGCCUCACAAUGCAGGCGUCACUUUUUUGUCCUAGAUGAAGCAAAAUGGAACGUCAUCAACACAAAUCAUAGACUGUUGGUACACAAUUUAUUCCACACCACAGGCGAAUUGUAAUUACUAGACACUUGUUGACUUACCUUUGUUCCAAAUGUCUACUUUACGUUUUGGUGAUUAUAAUGUGUAUAUUUCUUGUACUUAACAUUCGCAUGUCAGCAGUCAUGGAAAGAUCUUUACUGAGACUAUUAACUCCCUCUCAAGAGCUUAGUGAGAAAGGGUGGUGACGAGGGGCGACUACUCAUGAUUCUGCGAACAAAAAUAUAUUUAUGUUUAGUAUGAGUUCAAAGUAGUCUAUGGAAAGUGGUCUAUGGAAACUAGUCUGUGGAAAGUGGUCUAUAGAAAGUGGUCUGUGGAAAGUGGUCUAUAGAAAGUGGUCUAUGGAAAGUGGUCUAUAGAAAGUGGUCUAUGGAAACUAGUCUGUGGAAAGUGGUCUAUGGAAAGUGGUCUAUGGAAACUAGUCUGUGGAAAGUGGUCUAUAGAAAGUGGUCUGUGGAAAGUGGUCUAUAGAAAGUGGUCUAUGGAAAGUGGUCUAAGUAGCCCACUUCCUAUAUUCUGAUUUGUGCCUAAUAACUUGCCCAUCUUGUCAAGCUUGUGGAUAUGUCAAUGAAGCUAAAGACCAGCUGGUCACUUACUCGUUCUUUCGUGACAAUAUUGUUGGUGGGAGAUACCCCCCCCCAGCUUCCCCCAGUUCACAGUCAGGACCUGGAUUAGUGGAUUUUCAAGGGCCAUCCUAUACUAUUCUGGGACAUGUUCCAAAAGGCCUGGCCAUUCUAUUAGCCCAAUGUAUAGCUUUUCUAUUUCCUCAAGUCUCUGCAUUCCUCUGCAACGGUUAUAUCUAUGUCUUGAUGCUUUUUUCACGUCGCCACUAAGUAAAACGUUCCAUGAAGUAUUCUUUGAUACCAAGUAUUUUACUCAGAGCAACUGCCCCCAAAGUCAUUAACACAUUUCUUUCCUAACAGCGUCAAUUGUUAAGUGUAGUUGACGUAUCUCAGUGCAAUCAGAGAAAAUGUAUUACAAAUUAUCGCUCAGAUUUUUCAUUUUGCAACUUUCCAUUUUGUUGACGACUGGAAUGGGUAAUAGUUCUUGUCUCCAGCAAGAUGAUAUACAUUGUCAUGAUUUCAACUUUCUGUGUGAUCUAAGACUCAUUUCGUUUUUUUUUAUUUCACAAAGAUGUUUAGGCCUGAAAUACUUACAUAAAUUUACGUCAUGUGGUAAGUUUGCGAUUUAUGUCCUGUUGAUGUACAUAACCCAUGCUCAGACAGAGGAACCAUGUAUAGCGGAGAACUCGGUCAUUGCAGCCUGAGCUAUUUCAAGUGCGUCUUCUUGCUGAAAGGGGAGAUAAAAACUGAACUUUUUAUGUUGGUGUCUUUCUAUGAGUUGAUAUUACUGAAUGGCCAAUUGAUGUUUUUAAUGAUCUCUUUGUCUUUGUAUUAAACAUUAUCCUCACAUUAUCAUGUCACUCCAGAAUAUACAACAAGUUUGUAAGGACAAAAUAAACAUUCUUGUGGAAGUUUUCAAAAA
This is a messenger RNA of Biomphalaria glabrata, 4365 nucleotides long. Its product is annotated as RYamide receptor-like. The record is from RefSeq and is a predicted model, not a curated record. Lineage: Eukaryota; Metazoa; Mollusca; Gastropoda; Planorbidae. The coding region runs from base 1179 to 2507 and encodes 442 amino acids. Gene Ontology annotation, molecular function: neuropeptide receptor activity. Gene Ontology annotation, biological process: neuropeptide signaling pathway. The transcript has 6 exons. Gene Ontology annotation, cellular component: membrane.